CACAUUUUUAAUUGUGCAGCUGAAGUGAUGAGGAUGAAAAACUCGGUUGCCAAAACAGACAAAAAACAGAAGAAAGAGCUUGCUAUUAAGAUAUCCGAAAUGGAGGAAAGCUUAAAAAAUCGUCAUGAAUUGGAACUAGCAAAACUGCGGCCAUUUGAAGCAGAAACUUCUGUCAGUUCAGAUUCAAAAAAACAACGUGAACCACAUGUAUCCAAAGCUCAAAAAAGACGCGAGAAAAAACUUGAGCUGUUUAAAAAACGAGAAGAAACUAUAUUACAAACCAAGGCGAAUACGAGGAAUAACCCUAGCAGAAUUGAAAGGGAAGCAAUUGAGAAUUACUUAAGGAAAAGAGGACUCACUUUGCACGAAAUUGUGUCUGAUGGUGAUUGCCUGUAUAGUGCUGUAGCUCAUCAAUUGUCCCUUCGAACAUUAGGAGAAUUUAAAAGUGAAGAUAUUCGGCAAAAAGCAUCUGCGUACAUGCGAAAGCACAAAGAUGAUUUUCUUCCAUUUUUAUUAAAUGAAGAUGGUAAUCCUUUGCAUGAAUUUGAAUUCGAUGAAUACUGUAUGAAAGUAGAAAAAAGUUGCAGAGAUGGCGGAGUAUGGGGUGGAGAACCAGAGCUCCGAGCUAUUUCAUGUGCGUUGGAAUGGCCAGUAGAAGUGAUUCAACAAGAAAAUUGCAUCUUGUGUUUUGGGAAAGAGUUUGACAGCAAGGAACCCCUUCAAAUUGUUUUCCAGCGAUUUGCAUUUGGUCUAGGCGAGCAUUAUAAUUCGACUAUUCCGUAUUCUGCAGAAAAUACAUUAGAAUCAUGA
Messenger RNA from Thelazia callipaeda (thelaziosis nematode), 810 nucleotides. Lineage: Eukaryota; Metazoa; Nematoda; Chromadorea; Rhabditida; Thelaziidae. The record is from the annotation of a GenBank genome assembly.